AUGGCCAAGCCGCUCAAGACAAGAUGCAAACAAGGCCGACCGGUCGACCACGGCCAUGCGCUAGACUUCGGUUUCAGUUCACGCGGUCGCAACGGCGAGCGAGGUGGUGAGGUCGCACGAGUCGCAGGGGCACUGUGCCAUCGCCAGGUAAGCAGUGCCACCAAGCCUUCCACAGGUCAAAAACCUUCCCUGGCGGCAGGGAGGGCCUGA
Messenger RNA from Aphanomyces astaci, 210 nucleotides. RefSeq lists its product as hypothetical. The transcript is spliced from 2 exons. The record is from RefSeq and is a predicted model, not a curated record. The coding region runs from base 1 to 210 and encodes 69 amino acids. Lineage: Eukaryota; Oomycota; Saprolegniomycetes; Saprolegniales; Verrucalvaceae.